AUGAAGAAACUCAGGAGGUUGGUCAACCGAAAUUUCAUCUCGGUGAUUCCACCAAUGACGUCUACAGAGAAGAAAAAGAAGAGAAAGACAACGAAGAAGAAGAAGAAACCAUCGCUUAACCAAAAGAAGAAGAGUCUGUCGUCGCUGCAAGCGACCCUAAUUCCUUCCCUUCCCGAUGAUUUGCUAUUGAGCUGCUUCGCACGCGUUUCUAAAUUGUACUACACGACACUCUCUCUCGUCUCCAAGAGAUUUCGAUCUCUCAUAGCUUCACCAGAGCUACUCAAGGUCCGGUCUUCUCUAGGCCGCGACAAGACUUGUCUCUAUGUCUGUUUCCAGUCCGAUCCUGACACUAACCCUCACUGGUUCUCUCUCUGCCCAAAACCUAAUCAAACCCUAAAUGACGGAUCAAGUGAGAAUGUUUUGGUUCCAAGCCCAAGUCCAAAUUGUGUUCCUGAGCACUGGUCGGGUCAAGUGAGAUCUGGUUUCUCUGGUAUCUUCAACAUUGGUGGACCCAUUGACAAUUCCAGCGUCUCGUUCUUGGACUGCCCGUCUCACACGUGGCCCAAUGCUCCAAAAAUGUGGGUGGAGUGCGGCUACUAUUUAGAGGUUAAUGUCCUUAAUAGGAAGAUAUAUGUGGGCAGAAAAAAAAGGUUUAAGGAAAAAAAGGUCUUUAUGAAUGUGGUUGAAAAAAAUGUUUUGGGUUUAUCUAAUGGUUUGGCUUAUAAAGCCAAGGGAGGUCAAUGGGAAAGGUUUUGGGGUUGGAAACCGGAUUGUGGAUGGUUUUCUAUGUGUGUGAUCGGAAACGUAUUGUACCACUACCGUUCUGGAGAGUUAGGAUGGUAUGACACCAACAUGGCAGGAAAAUGGAUGAAGUUGAAGGGUUUGGAAGGACUGCCUAAGAUUGGAAGUUAUGAUGCUUGUGUUCAGUUGGUAGAUUAUUUUGGAAAGAUGGUGGUUUUAUGGAGUGAGCUUUGCGGUGAGAAGAAGAUGAUUUGGUGUGCGGUAAUUGCGCUUGAUCAUGAGAGGUGUAACGUUGGAGAAAUUCAUGGGGAGGUUGAGUGGUGUGACGAGGUGCUUACAGUCCCUAGAUCAUAUGAAUUGGAGUAUGCUCUCGCUGGAAUUGACGGGUGA
Molecule: messenger RNA, 1131 nt
Organism: Microthlaspi erraticum
Lineage: Eukaryota; Viridiplantae; Streptophyta; Magnoliopsida; Brassicales; Brassicaceae
Source: the annotation of a GenBank genome assembly